GGAAAAAAACCAAACCGUCACCAUGGGCAGGAUCAUUUUUUAUGAGGAGAGGAACUUCCAGGGUCGUUCCUAUGAGUGCAGCAGUGACUGCUCCGACAUCCACAUGCACCUGAACCGCUGCAACUCCUGCAGAGUGGACAGUGGGUGCUUUGUGGUGUACGACCACCCCAACUUCAUGGGUAAUCAGGUCUUCUUGAGGAGAGGAGAGUACUCUGAUUUCCAGCGCAUGGGAGGCAUGACGAUGAUGGAUACCAUUCGCUCCUGUCGCAUGAUCCCCAUGCACAGGGGACAGUUCAGGAUGAGGAUCUAUGAAAGAGAGAACUUUGGAGGCCAGAUGCACGAGCUGAUGGAUGACUGCGAGUCCCUCCAGGAACAAUUUUAUAUGUCUGACUGCCAGUCCUGCAACGUGCUGGACGGCCACUGGCUGAUGUUCGAACAGCCCAAUUUCAGAGGGCGCAUGAUGUACGUGAGGCCAGGAGAGUACAGGAACCUCAGAGACAUGGGAGUGAGCAACAUAAUGAAAAUCAGCUCCAUCAGACGCAUCAUGGAAAUGUGCUGAUUGUCUGUCCGUUCACAAGAAACUCUGGGAGAAAAAUAAAAAAAAUGAAAUAUU
Molecule: messenger RNA, 613 nt
Organism: Haplochromis burtoni (Burton's mouthbrooder)
Lineage: Eukaryota; Metazoa; Chordata; Actinopteri; Cichliformes; Cichlidae
Product: gamma-crystallin M3
Exons: 3
Coding region: 23-559 (178 amino acids)
Biological process (GO): lens development in camera-type eye; visual perception
Molecular function (GO): structural constituent of eye lens
Source: RefSeq, a predicted model, not a curated record